Molecule: messenger RNA, 2496 nt
Organism: Ostertagia ostertagi
Lineage: Eukaryota; Metazoa; Nematoda; Chromadorea; Rhabditida; Trichostrongylidae
Source: the annotation of a GenBank genome assembly
UUCAAACCACUUUUCCUUGGCAUCGCUGAUCCCAACAGUGAUCUGGCUAAAUUAAAACGUGCUGUGAACACGCAAAAGUGUAUCCGUGCUGGAGGAAAACAUAACGAUCUGGAUGAUGUAGGGAAGGAUGUCUACCAUCACACAUUCUUUGAGAUGCUUGGAAACUGGUCUUUCGGAGACUAUUUCAAGAAAGAGAUCAUCACCUGGGCUUGGGAGCUUCUGACGGAAGUCUACGGAAUCCCAGCUGAAAGGUUGUACGUCUCUUACUUUGGCGGAGACGAGAAGACUGGCAUACCGGCAGAUGAGGAGGCCAGGAAAUUACCGGACAAUCGUGUCUUACCGUUCGGAAUGAAGGACAAUUUCUGGGAAAUGGGCGACGUAGGACCGUGUGGUCCUUGCUCGGAGAUUCAUUUUGACCGAAUCGGAGGUCGCGAUGCUUCACACUUGGUCAAUGCUGAUGACCCGAUGGUAGUUGAGAUCUGGAAUCUGGUUUUCAUUCAGUUCAAUAGAGAAGAGGGUGGUGAUCUGCGUCCUCUUCCUGCCAAGCAUAUCGAUUGUGGUCUUGGAUUAGAACGAUUGAUUGCUGUUAUUCAAGAGAAGACGUCCAAUUAUGACACGGAUAUGUUCCAGCCUAUCUUUAAAGCCAUCCAAGAGUUGGAGCUGAUGAUGUUGACGGAAUUGAUAUGGGCCUAUCGUGUUGUGGCCGAUCAUAUUCGAACACUGACAAUAGCCCUGUCAGACGGCGGUCGUCCUGACAAUACUGGAAGAGGGGUGGAGGACUUUCUUUUUUUCCCCGAGCUUCGCCGUGAUCCUGAAACGGUACGAGAUAUCAUCAACGAUGAGGAGAGACAGUUCUUGAAAACGUUGUUGCGUGGUCGUAGGCUGUUCCAACGUGCUGUCGCAGGUCUAGGAACUGAUGAGAAAACCUUCCCUGGUGACGUAGCCUGGCGUUUAUACGACACGUACGGUUUCCCUGCUGAUUUGACCCAACUUAUGGCAGAGGAGAAAGGGCUAAGUGAACUGUCGGCUGCUGGAACCGGGAAAUUCCGUGACACGCUCGAUCUUGACGUCCAUGCACUUGCUGAACUGCAGAAGCGAGGUAUCCCUACAACGGAUGAUUCGUACAAGUACAAAUACAAGGCUGACGGACCUAACGAUGGAACUGCUAAGUAUACGUUCGAGACGUGUACCGGCAAGAUUCUUGCCAUUCGUUCUGACGGAAAAUUCGUCGAUUCCAUAGAGGCCGGUGUUGAGGGGGCUUUAGUGCUUGACAAGACGAAUUUCUAUGCAGAACAAGGUGGACAGAUCUACGAUACAGGAGUACUAAUCUCUGCGGAUGAUGAGGGCGCAGAAUUUGUCGUCACAAAUUGUCAAGUUCGUGGCGGAUACGUGGUCCUUGUCGGUUCAACAAACGGAGUUUUGAGAGUAGGAGAUACUGUAGAACAAAUCUUUGAUGGAGAACGUCGUGCGCUCAUUAUGAAAAACCACACAGCUACCCAUGUGCUGAAUCACGCUCUUCGGUGUGUGCUGACCGAUUCCGAUCAGAAAGGGUCACUGGUAGCACCAGAUCGGCUUCGAUUUGAUUUCACCAACAAACAGGCGAUGACAAUCAAGCAGGUAAAAGAAGCCGAAGAGAUUGUGCAGUCGAUCGUAAACACACGUGAACCCGUCUAUGCCAAAGAGGCCCCGCUACCACAAGCUCGUGAAAUUGCCGGACUGAGAGCCAUGUUUGAUGAGAAUUACCCGGAUCCGGUAAGAGUGGUGUGCGUCGGUGUCUGCGUCGGAGUACCCGUAGAAGAACUUCUAGCGAAUCCGAAGAGCGGUGCCGGUUUGAAGACUACUGUGGAAUUCUGUGGCGGAACACAUCUUCACAAUGUUGGACAUAUCGGUCAUAUGAAGAAGCAAUUGCUAAGGGAAUUCCGUCGUAUAGUAGCAUUAUCGGGACCGGAAGCCGAGAGAGCAAUACAUCGAGCAGAAAGACUGGCUGCAAGAGCUCAAGCCAUAUCGGAUGAAAUUAAAGCAAAUGUGAACAUAGCGAUGGAUUCCGAAAAGUUUAAAGCAACGUCGAAGCGAAUCCAGGAGCUGAUUGAUGAAGUCAACGGAGCACAGUUACCGUAUUGGCGCAAGGAUGAGAUCCGGGAACAAGGAAAGGCCGCACAAAGAACACUAGAUGGAUAUAAGAAACAGGCAGACGCGGCCAUUGCUGAAAAAGUUCUUUCCGAAGCUAAAGAGCUGGCUCAAAACGGUAAUCAAGAUGUGGUUGUACAUGUGUUCACAGCUGGUGCAACUAGCAAGGCGCUUGACAAUGCUUUGAAACAACUGAAAAGCACCAAGGCUGUUAUGGGAUUCUCUGUAAAUGAAGAUAGCGGAAAAGUGCUCGUACUGGCCAAAGUGGACAAAUCACUGGUUGAUGGAGGCUUGAAGGCAAACCUCUGGGUGAACGAAGUGUGCACGGUACUAGGCGGUCGCGGCGGUGGAAAAGACGCCAAUGCCCAG